Tilletiaria anomala UBC 951 is the source of this 3066-nucleotide messenger RNA. RefSeq lists its product as uncharacterized. The record is from RefSeq and is a predicted model, not a curated record. The coding region runs from base 232 to 2931 and encodes 899 amino acids. Gene Ontology annotation, cellular component: endoplasmic reticulum membrane. NCBI's taxonomy places the organism in Eukaryota, Fungi, Basidiomycota, Exobasidiomycetes, Georgefischeriales, Tilletiariaceae. The transcript has 5 exons. Gene Ontology annotation, biological process: dolichyl monophosphate biosynthetic process. Gene Ontology annotation, molecular function: dolichol kinase activity.
AGCCUCUCCAUCAAUCCACCAAAUUCGCACCCCCAAACCGCCGGCACGCGAGGUCACCGCUCUUGGCGCGCUUGUCCGGACGGUUCGCCUUCAACACCCAACGAACCCGAAUUGUUGGGGAAAACCCGUGGCUGUGCCUGGGUGCUAACAUCGGAUUCCCGCCCAGGCUCAUGCGCUCAUGACCACCAUCUGACGGUUGACCUACUGUGGGAGUCGGGAGUGUUUCGGAAGAUGAAUCGCACGUGGUCUGCCGACUCGAUGGAUGAGACCGACCAGCAAAAACUGUAUGGAAUCGGGCCGACUUCGAUCGAUCUCUUUCGGCCUCGGAAACAUGGGCGUAGAUCCUCCACAUCGCAAAGAGAUCACGCUGCCAGUUCCUUGCAAGAACCUCGCAGCUCGGCUGCUCCAAAUGGUUCUUCGGUAAUCACGGAACGUCGAAAACGAGGUCGCAGCAAGGACCCAGCUGCGCCAAAGGCAGAUUUGUCACCGUCAGUGGCGCUGCUUGGGUCCAAUUCAUCAUCAGUCCCAAGGUCCGCCGUGGCUGAAGGAAAACAGAGGCAGAGUCUUGAAGGUAUGCGUCAAGUCAGCUGGGGAAUAUCUACAGGCACCGACAACCGCUACUCGAGCGCCGUCUACGCGGGUGGCCCAUCAGCUGCAGGAAGCAUAGACGGCAUGUCCGACAGUAACGACUCGACGACCGACUCGGAUGAGCAAGGUUUCUCCUGGGACAUCAGCAAGAAACUUGCGGACAGGCGCCUGCAGUUAUCGCGGCCGCCAGAGAGAGAACGUGGGGCCACCAUUCGAGCGUCCAGGUCAUCACGCAAUGCAACGCUAUCUCUUCCGCCCGACAAAAGUGCACCUGGGUCCGCUGGGGACAAAGCAACGCACGACGAUCUGCAUCCAUUCUCGGUGCAAAACACAAGACACUCAGCAUAUCAGCCAAUCCCAAGGGCAUCUCUAGCGCAGAAGUUGCAGCGCGAGUCAAAUGUUUUUGUCGAAAUCCUCGUUUUAUCCGGAGCAACAGUUGUUGCGGCACGCACCCUCCUCGGAAGCAGCCAACCCUCUCUCAUUUCCUCAGGGUGGCAACUCCUCGGUCUGACUAUGGCCACGCUUACAUUGGUCGGAUUACAGACCCUGCUUGGGCCUGCGAAGCUCUGGGCAACGGAUGAUCGUCACUAUCGAGAGGCGAAGGAUCAAGGCGUCAUGGCGGGGCUCAUUCUAGGGCCUCUCCUUGCUGCAGCGUGCCUGAUCGAUAGCUGCUUUAGUGAACAAGCCGCUUCUCUCGAAUCUACUCAAAGCUCUUGGCUUAUCAGAAAGAGCUCACAGACCGAGGCUAUCUCGGGCCUCGGGCCAUUGUCAACCGCCAGGCAUGCGCUUCUGGGCAUGCAAUUCGUCAUCUUUGCAGUAACCGCCUGCCAUGUGAUAGCAUCGUUAGCAACACCUGCGCGAUGGUUCAUUCCAUCGGGGAACUGGGCACGCCUCGGCUCGUUCUGUGCAUUUUCCAGCGCAGUCACGGCCUUCGUCACACUUGGCCAGCUUGUUUUGAGCUACGUGUCUCCGCACAUGCUGAACGAAUUGAAGGUUUGGGAGACAAUCACAGCAUGCAUCCUCUAUCAGUCCUCGCUCUAUACCAUCACCCGACUCGCACGUAAGAAUUUCACCUUUGGUGAAUUGGUGAUUGUGUCGAUAUUUGGCGUGACACUCAUGCUAGAAUCGAUGCACAUUACGGUGUCAAAGCUCUCCUCUCGAGUCAAGGUCGUUCACACAUUUCGUACGCCUAAUGCGCUUUUGAUAUUUCACCUCGCCUUGAUUGUCGGCACAUUCUCCAUUGGUUUCUUGAACUCGCCUCUCCUCUACCUAUCCCGAUACCUCGCACAGCGGCCGACGCACCGCCUACGAUGGCCGCAGCAGCGUGAUCUUCACCGGCGUCUCCUUUCGGGGUUCUUCUUUUUCUUUGCGGCCGCUUUCAUCUUUGCUGUUCUGGGAUUGUGGGUCCAAUGGCUACUGGGAGGCCACAACCCGUGGCUAUGGACGUUCAAAUUCGUGCUGGAGGGGCAAGUCUUCUGGACACGACCAUUGCUCAUCAGCUACUGGGUGGUUCUGGUGUCGGCCUCGGUGGCGGGAUGGCAACGGAUCGUUAGCAAGUCGAGGAGGUUCAAGCAGCCCAAGGCGACCAUGCAAGUGGUCCCGACAUCCAAUGCUGCAAACGGAUUGCAGAUGCACGAAGGGCGCCUGGAUGGUGGUCAUACGAAUUCCACCAACAGUGUCCCGACUAUCCCAAGCGGAACUGCAAAACAUGAUGCUAGCUCUACCGCCAUACGCAAAGCUGCACAUCUCAGUCUGAACGCGCGUCGCAAAUUCUUCCAUGGACUUGCUGUUCUUCUUUUCCUGCCAGGUAUACUUUUCGAGCCGUCCUUCACACAUCUGGCGCUCUCGCUCGCAUUUGCGGUCUUUAUCUUCGCCGAGUACAUUCGCUACUUUGCUAUAUGCCCACUCGGCGCACCGCUCCACAUUUUCAUGAGCGAGUUUCUCGACCACAAAGACUCGGGUCCUGUCAUUCUCAGCCAUUUUUAUCUCCUCUCUGGCUGUGCACUUCCGCUCUGGCUCGAAAGUUCCACAUUUGUUACAAGAUGCUCUGGGACUUUGGUGUUGGGAGUCGGCGAUGCUUUGGCGUCAGUUAUCGGCCGCCGGUACGGCAGGCUGCAUUGGCCCUUCUCAUCCAAAACGGUCGAAGGUUCAGCAGCGUUCAUCUCUAGCAUCUAUUUCUGUGGCCUGGCUUUGCAACGGCUUGCACCAAGCGACUCAUUUACCGUCGGCAAAUGGCUCGGUAUCGUGACUCUGCUAGGCGUAUUGGAAGGCGUGUCUGAGCAGAACGACAACCUCAUCCUUCCCAUCUUUGCAUUUGCACUUUGCACCAUCAUGCACCUGUAGCGAUCCUGAGCAGUUAUCCCUUGAAGCAAUAGGCGCGCAUAAUUUGGACCACAUCGCAAUGAUUCGCGGUUCGCGAUCGCUCCGAGAUCCUAUACGGGGUCUGUGAUUACAUAUGUAGUCCAGUUUCCAGAGCCU